Trichoderma virens Gv29-8 is the source of this 1725-nucleotide messenger RNA. RefSeq lists its product as uncharacterized. Bases 1 to 1725 code for a protein of 574 amino acids. The record is from RefSeq and is a predicted model, not a curated record. Lineage: Eukaryota; Fungi; Ascomycota; Sordariomycetes; Hypocreales; Hypocreaceae. The transcript is spliced from 2 exons.
AUGUCUCGCAACAUUCGUCAAAAAUACCCCGCAACGGCGGCCAAAGCCCAAAAGCGUCGUCGUGGUUCGGACACAUCAUCGUCCCUUGAUCUCUCGGACGAAGAGGGUUACUCAGCCGUCGAAGACAUUAGCGACUCCGAAGACAACGAUGAGGAGGAUGUAACGGCGGUCGAGGAGGCAAUCAUACUCACAGAGGAUAUAUCCAAUUCCCCUGGCGCUCCUCGACCGCAGUCGGAUGACGACGAAGAAGAUGCUGACGAUGACGAUGCUGAAGAGGCCGAGGACGAGGACGAUGAUGCGGAUGAUCUCCCCGAUGAUGCGGAUGCUGAUAAUGCAAGCUGGGCUGGCAUCCUAUCUGACGUUGAUGACGGCAAUGCAUCCGACUUUUACCAUGAUCCCAAUGCUUUUGCUUCAGAUCCCAUUAUAGAGCGCCAUGUUCGUUUUGAUGUGCCGGACAGCGACUCUGAUUCUACCGAAACAGAAGAUGACCACGCCGAUCUUUUCCCCGAUAUUUUUGUCUCGCAGAAUUCACUCGACCCUGCUUUCCGCAAAGAGAUUGAACACGACCCUGAUGAAUCGUCCGGCUCCAAUUCUUUUUGGGACUACCAUGGCCAUUACGAGGAAGAGGAGGAAGAAGACUCGGAAUCAGAAGCCGAGGAAGUGGUUCGACAACUUUCUGACGACGAAAAUGCACUUGCCAAGCCCGUUCCCAGCGUUGCUAGUGCGACUGAAAAUUUUACUCCCACCUUUGAAGAACCUCUAGAACUUGAUGGUUAUGAGUCUGAUGGCGACACAACUGAUGAAGAAGACAUCCCCGAGCCUGUCAUCCGCAAGAAGGCUCGACGUCAGUCUAAUGCAAUGAGCGAUGAAGCAUCAGACUCAGAGGCAGACUCCCCUGUCAAACCAGAGCGUGGCCAGCCUCGCGUGGGCCGCUUCAACCUAGACCGGUCUGACAAAAAGCCCAUUGCUGUCCUUAACCCCCUGACACGCAAGAUGAUGAUCUUCACACCCCAUCGACGGCGGCAGCUGGACCUGUCACCUGAGCAGUUUAACUUCCCCUGGGCCAUCGAGGAGCAAUCACCCUCGCUGCUUAGCAACUCGGCCAACAUGAUGCUCAGCGCCAUGUUCUCUUCCAACACCUUUGGUGACUUCGUCAAUGCUCAGGCCAUGGGACCCGCCGAGGCAUUCUUCCCCUUUCAAUCCGCAGCCAACGACGAUAACAGCUCGACAUCCCCCAGCAUGGAGGAUGAGGACGAGGACGACGAAGAGAAGCUCAACAUCAACGACUUCAUUACGUUUGGCGAAGCUGCCGAUGAUGAGUCGUCAGGCGACGAAGGAAACGACGAAAAAUGGGGCGCAUCGCCAAAGCGCCCGACCACUGCCUCUGGGGAGGUCCUGUCGCAUCUCAACUCGGAUACUGUUGGCGCCUUCCGUCGCAAUCAAAUCAACCAACAGCUGAUUCUGAGCAACCAAGCGACCCAAGACUCUCUGGCCUUCAGCGGGCCGUACAACUACACCGCCCUUCGGGGCUUAAAAUCGGAUCGCUUUGACACUGCGGCCGUUCCUCUGACUCCAGUUAGACGGCACAAGAAGCAGUUGAGUGAAAUGAACCGCGCCCCUCUCGAAUCGGCCUCCACGAAGCGAAAGGCUCCGAGCGAGGCCGGCGGAAGUAAACACAAGAGACACCGAAGUAUUUCUUCUGAUGUCAACUUCCUACGGCUCUAA